CGUAUAAAAGCGGGCGCCGGCGCACGUCCACCGUCGACUCGGCGUAGACGCACAGGAUACGACGAGCACCAUGAGGACCGCCGUGCCACUUCUGCUGGCCGCUCUAGCCCUUCUGGGCCUGGCCUCUGCCACCAUCAACCCUGCACCGCACGUCGCUGCUGACAAGGACUUCCUCCUCAGGCAGAAGAGACUUCUUCAGAUCCUAUGGCACGUCGGACAACCUAUACUGGACCCUGAACUGAAGGAGAUCGCGAGUUCCUUUAAACUUGAAGAACACGCUGGAGAUUUCAAAGACCCAGAGCUUGUCAAGAGGUACUUAAGGUACUACGCACACGGGUUCUUCAAGAAACGCGGAGAGCAGUUCUCGGUGCACCACAAGUACGACCAGCUCGAGGCUAAGGCGCUCGUCGACAUCCUGUACCAAGCAAAGGACUUCGACACCUUUUUCAAGACCGCCGUCUGGGCCAGGGAACACCUGAACGAGGGCCUGUUUGUGUACGCACUCAACGUCGCUAAGUUGCACCGCGAUGACCUCUUCGACGUCGUUCUGCCGCCCUUCUACGAGAUCUACCCCCAGCUCUACGUCUGCUCUGACGUCAUCAGGGAGGCGUGGGGAGCAACCUUAGAAGGCAAGACUUUCGACAAGGACCAUCCAUACGUGAUCCGCGCAAACUACAGUGGCUACCCACGCGCCCACAACGCCGACGAACUCCUCUCCUACUACACCGAGGACAUCGGCCUGGGCGCCUACCUCGACUUCAUGCACUACCGCUAUCCCUUCUGGGCCAAGGUGGCCGAGUAUAACCAGGCCAACUACACCCGCAGAGGGGACCAGUUCUACUACGGCAUCAAGGCCAUCCUCAGCCGCUACUACCUGGAGAGGCUCUCGAACCACCUCCCUGACAUCGAACCCGUCGACUACAAGAGACCCGUCCCCGGAUCUAAGCCUUACGGCCCAUUCGUUCAGUACCUCAGCACACUGGAGAGAAGACUUUGGGAAGCGGUCGAUUUUGGCUACGUGUUUGACUCCGAAUUCAAGAAAUACUCUCUUCGCGACCCACUGAACAUUGAGAUCUUUGGACGGAUCGUGGAAGGUAACGCAGACUCCAUCAACAGGGAUUACUACGGCUCAUUCUACAACGGCCUUCUGAAGUACCUGGGACACGACGGAGACCAUCAUCACGGGGAGGAUCCCUCACUCCUGGACAGACCAGCAUCAACUUUCAAGUCUCCUCUGUACUACAAGAUCGUUAAGCGAAUUGCGCUGAUACUGGACCAGUUCAAGAAACACCUUCCACCUUACUCACAGAAAGAGCUGUCUCUGCCCGGCGUGAAAGUUGAGAGCCUGACGGUCGACAAGCUAGUCACCUACUUCGAGGACUACGACUUCGAGCUGAACAACGCUAUCCCGGUGGCGAGCAUCGAAGAAGGCGCCAAACUGAACGUCGUGGCUCGCGUCCCACGCCUGACACACAAGCCCUUCAACUACCACGUCAAGGUCACCAGCGACAAGGACGUCGACGUCUUCGUUCGCUUCUUCAUCGGCCCGCGCUACGACGUCUACGGCAACGAGCUGUCGCUCGACGAGAAGAGGCACAACUUUGUCUACAUUGACUCUUUCGUCUUCAAUCUGAAAAAGGGAGAGAAUGAGCUGGUGAGGAACUCCAAGGACUUCAACUACUACGGCCAGCUGCCGCUGAGCUACAGGAAGCUGUACGAGGCCACGGAGGCGGCCAUCGCCGGCGGAAAGCAGCCCUUCAUCGACGACUUCGUGCACAAGUACGGCGACAUCGAGCGCCUGGCGGUGCCCCGCGGAACCCGCAGCGGCCUGCCGCUCACCACCUACGUCAUCAUCACCCCGUUCACGCACAAGACCAUCAGCAGGAUCAACCCGUACACCGACGACGUCGGCGCCAAGAUCUCCCUCUUCCCGUUCGACAGGCCCAUCAACGAGCUGGACUUCGACGUGUCCAAUUCGCACUUCGGCGAGACAGUCGUCAUUCACAGGAACGCCGAAGAAGUCGCCGCUGCCUGAAGCUGUACAGUAUAGUCUGCUGAUUUAAAACGCCUACUGCCCAAGUGUACAUUUUCUGUGACUUAGGUAGUAAUCAAAUAAACACAUUUUAUACGCUCUUCUAUUA
Schistocerca nitens (vagrant locust) is the source of this 2141-nucleotide messenger RNA. Its product is annotated as allergen Cr-PI-like. The record is from RefSeq and is a predicted model, not a curated record. Bases 71 to 2035 code for a protein of 654 amino acids. The transcript is spliced from 9 exons. Lineage: Eukaryota; Metazoa; Arthropoda; Insecta; Orthoptera; Acrididae.